AGACAGCUGGGGGCGACCCAAAGAACAAAGUGACUGUUAGUGGAGCAAUUUGUUAAAGAAUGUGCUACACAUUUUAUCUUUUCUUCAAUUUGUGGUUUAAAGAGCUCUCGUCUUGCUCAGACUCUCAGUACUAGUUAAGUUCCAACGCCUCAGUUUGUUCAAGCGCUCAAGUAUCUGUGCUACCAGAAUUAAGAAUAGUGAGCAAUGGAUGCUGCCAUGAUUAAACAUGAUGACAUGGAUCCAAUCACCAUAAACUUCGGCUGGCCAACAUCCUACUUCCCCCCAUACCCGAUUCUAAUGGGACUUGGGGUUUUGUUACUGUUUGUUAUUGUUUGGAUGGUUCCAGUCACGAAACACCUCCCCUACCUCAUAUCCUACAAAAAAUAUUUGAAGGAGUUGCAUAUCAAAAUGAAGAAGCUGAAUGAUGCAAGAAUAGAUGUAGAACAGCACAUGGAUCGGAAUAGAAGAAGUCAUCUUGAGGUUCCAGCCGAAGUCGUGGGUUGGUUGGAAGAAGUAAAAAAGAUUAAAACCAAGGUGGAUACCACUCCUAUUGACAUUGGCAUUUCUCUCAAUCUAAUGAUUAGGCAUCAGCUCGGAAGGAAAGCCUUCAAGAUGAUUGAGGAGAUUGAAAGUCUCUUAAUACAACAAUCUCUGAUGGCUUGGAGUGAUGAGCCAGUUCCAUUGGGAAAAGUUGAUUUCAUGAAGGAAUCCACGUCUACCCCAUCAAGUGAUCACAAUGAAUUCAAAUCAAGAGAGCAGAUUUUCAUGAAUGCACUACAAGCACUCGGACCAAACAACAAAUCCCACAUGAUAGCCUUAUUGGGGAUGGGUGGAGUGGGGAAGACGACAAUGAUGCAACGGUUGAAGAAGGUUGUGAAAGAUAAGAAAAUGUUCAAUUUUGUUAUCGAGGUAGUUAUAGGGGUAAAAACAGAUCCCAUUUCUAUUCAGCAAUCUAUUGCAGAGUACCUCAGCUUAGAGUUAAAAGAAGACACUAAAACUGCAAGAGCUCAUAAGCUUAAUGAACACUUUAAGGCCCUCUCAGAUGGAGGUGAGAUGAAAUUCCUAGUAAUUCUUGAUGAUGUAUGGGGGCCUGUUAAUCUCUAUGAUCUUGGUUUAAGUCCUUUGCCAAAUCAAGGUAUCGACUUCAAGGUCUUGCUGACAUCACGCAAUAGAAAUGUAUGCAAUAUGAUGGGAGCUAGUUCAAUUCUCAACAUCAACAUCUUAACAGAAGAGGAAGCACAUAGUUUGUUCCAACGGUAUGUAGAAAUUUCUUAUGAUGCUGAUCACGAGCUCAAUAAGAUAGCAGAAGCUAUUGUGGAGAAGUGUGGUGGUUUACCCAUUGCUAUAAAAAACAUGGCCUAUGCUCUUAGAAAUAAAAGCAAGGAUAAAUGGCAAGAUGCACUUGUUCGUUUAGAGCACCAUGACACUGACAAUGUUGUGGCUGAUGUUUUAAAAAUGAGUUACAACAAUAUCGAAGACCAGGAGACUCGAUCCAUAUUUUUGCUUUGUGGUUUGUUUCCUGAAGGCUUUGAUGUUCCUACCGAAGACUUGGUGAGGUAUGGAUGGGGAUUGAAAAUAUUUAAGAAAGUGUAUACUAUGAGACAUGCAAGAAAUAAGUUGGACACAUGCAUUGAGCGGCUAAUGCAUGCCAACUUGUUGAUCGAAAGUGAUGACGUUGGGUUUGUCAAGAUGCACAAGUUGGUGCGUGCUUUUGUUUUGGACAUGUUUUCUGAAGUCGAGCAUGCAUCAAUUGUCAACCAUGGUGAUAUCUCAAGCUGGCCUACAACUGCAAAUGAUAUGAGCAGCUUGUGCAAAAGAAUUUCGUUAACAUGCAAAGGGAUGUUUGAGUUUCCUGGAAAUCUCAAGUUUCCAAACCUCUCAAUCCUGAAACUAAUGGAUGGAGAGGAGUCACUGAGGUUUCCUGAAGGCUUUUAUGGAGAAAUGGAAAACCUUCAGGUUAUAUCAUAUGAUAACAUGAAACAUCUGUUGCUUCCAUCAUUACUUCAAUGCUCCAACGUUCGAGUGCUUCAUCUCCAUCAUUGCUCAUUAAUGUUUGAUUGCUCUUCGAUUGGAAAUCUUUUGAAUCUUGAAGUUCUCAGCGUUGCUAAUUCCGCCAUUGAAUUUUUGCCUUCCACAAUUGGGAAUCUAAAGAAGCUAAGGCUCAUGGAUUUGACAAAUUGUGUUGGUCUCCGUAUAGGUAAUGGUGUCUUUCGAAAUUUGGUCAAACUUGAAGAGCUUUAUAUGAGAGUUGAUGAUAGAGAUUCGUUUUUCUUGAGGGUUGACGACCACAAGGAGAUUAAUUUCAUGGGUGAUAACUACAAUGAAAUGGAAGAACGAUUAGAGCAUGUUUCUAUAUUAGAAUUUGAGUUCUUCCAGAAUACUGCUCAACCGAAAAAUAUUUCGUUCGAGAAUCUUGAACAAUUCAAGAUUUCAGUGGGACGUUCUUUGAAAGGAGCAUUCAGAAAAAGAAAACACUCGUCCCAAAACACAUUAAAGUUGUCCAUCAAAAAAGAAGAACUAUUGGGAACUAGACUGAAUGAGUUGUUUGAGAAAACAGAGGAGCUUUGUUUAAGUGUGCAUGAUAUGAAUGAUCUUGAAGAUAUUGAUGUGAAAUCGUCCUUACAUCCUUCUCGAUUCUCUUCAUUCUACAACUUAAGAGUCCUUGUCAUUUCUGAGUGUGUGAAGUUGAAACACCUUUUUACACUUGGCGUGGCAAAAGAUUUAAAAAAUCUUGAGCAUCUCGAAGUUUACUCAUGCAAUAAUAUGGAAGUACUUAUACAUAGUGAGAGUAGUGGAGCAGAGACAAUUAUAUUCCCGAAGUUGAAGCUUCUUUCUUUGAUUUGUCUACCAAAUCUAUCGGGCUUGUCCAGUAAUGUCAACAUAAUUCAGCUGCCUCAACUCGUGGAGUUGGGGCUUGCCACCAUUCCAAAAUUCACAAGCAUAUUUUCGAAGAAUAAUUCGGAAACAUCUUGUUUCUUGAGGGAAGAGGUUGUGAUUCCUAAGUUGGAGAAACUACAUAUUCGUCACAUGGAGAAUUUGAAGGAGAUAUGGCCUUGUGAAUUAAGUAUUAUUGAAAAAAUUAGUGUUUCAUUGUUGAGAGCUAUUGAAGUAACCGAUUGUGAUAAUCUUGUGAAUCUGUUUCCGUGCAAUCCCUUGCCAUUGUUGGAUAAUCUUGAAGAUCUUCAACUACGGAGAUGUGGUUCCAUUAAAGUGUUAUUCAACAUCAACUUGGAUUGUGAAGGUGGAAUUGGAGAAAGCAAAUGCAGCUUGAGAAGCAUUCAAGUGAAUCAAUUAGGAAACCUAAGAGAGUUAUGGAGUAUAAAAGGUGUAAAUAAUUUGUCGAAACGUCAUCUCCUCAUUGAUGGCUUUCAUCGUGUUGAGUACAUAGAGAUAACAACAUGUAAGAGCUUCAGAAAUAUAUUCACACCGGUCACCACCAAUUUUGAUCUGAGGGCACUCAAGGGGAUAUGGAUAAAUAACGACGGAGAAACUAGGAGAAACAAUGAAGUGAUGAAGAGUAUCAAACAAGAGCAAGAGAAUAUUAUAUCAAAUGAAGGAGCAUCAAAAGUUGGUCCGUGCAUAUCUAAUAUAUAUUCAUUUCCUAACCUCCGUCAACUUAAGUUGUGGAAUUUUAAAGAAGUGGAGGUGGUGUUUGAGAUAGAGCCAAUAGAAUCAGUAACAACUGAUGAUAAUGAACAACUACUUACCUACCUAGAGGAAUUGGAUAUUAGGCAUAUGGACAACAUGAGUCAUGUGUGGAAGUGCAAUUGGAAUAAUUUUUUAAUUCUUCAAGAACAAGAAUCAUUCCACAACCUCACAACCAUACACAUGAGCUCAUGUAAAAGCAUUAAGUACUUGUUUUCACCUCUCAUGGCAAAACUUCUUUCAAACCUAAAGAUUCUCAAGAUAGCAAUUUGUGAUGAUAUUGAAGUAGUUGUUUCAAAUAGAGAUGAUAAAGGAAAAGAAAAUACUAGAUCUACCUACACAAGCGCCACUUUGUUCCCUGUUCUUGGUUUUCUAACUCUUGCUUGCCUAAGAAAUCUCAAUCAUAUUGGUGGUGGUGGUUCCCAGCGUACUAGGGAUCAAUCUAAGGUGGAUGGUGUUUCAUGGUCCUUAUGCCAAUUCUCUAGAGAGAUAACAAUAGUAGAUUGUGAUGCCUUAUCAAGUGUGAUUCCUUCUUAUUCGGUAGGAAAAAUGCAAAAGCUUCAAAUACUGAAAAUAGAGUCUUGCAACUCGAUGACGGAGGUCUUUGAAACUCAUGUUGAUGAAGGAAAUGGUGCUAUAAAAAAAUUCAAUAAUGUUACUAUUCUUCGACUUCCCAACCUGAAGAUACUGGAAAUUAAAGACUGUGACCUUGUGGAACAUAUAUUCACAUUUUCCUCACUAGAAAGCCUUGGGCAACUUGAAGAGUUAAUAGUAGAGAAUUGCAGGGGAAUGGAUGUAAUUGUGAGGGAAGAAAGUGGAGAAAAACCCAAGUCUAAUAUUGUGGUCUUUCCUCAUCUCAAGUCCAUAUCACUCGUUAAUCUACCAUACCUUGCAGGUUUCUUCUUGGGGAUAAAUGAGUUCAUGUGGCCUAUAUUAGACAACGUUACAAUUCGUGAUUGCCCAAAAAUGACAAUUUUCACACGUGGUUGGUCAACAGCUCCGAAGCUCAAGUAUAUGCAAACAAGCUUAGGCGAAGAUAUUAAACAAUGCGACCUUAACUUUGAUCAGAGUGUAAGAAAUACAAGCUCCAGCCCUGGUACUUCUGAAGAGAUCCUUUCAUCUUUCCUUAAUGACACCAAAAUCCAUCUGGAAGAUAAUGGGACUAUUAGAAAGAUUAUUCCAUACAAUGCAUUGCAACAAAUGCAAAAGCUGGAAGAGAUUCAUGUAUGGAACUGUAAGUUGGUAAAGGAGGUAUUCGAAGCAUUGGAAGGGAAAACUAGUGGUUCUGAUGAUUCACAAACUGUCGUGACACUUCCCAACCUAACAAAAGUUGAGUUGGUGUUUCUACAAAAUCUCAGUCUAUUACAUCUCCAAGAGCUGCAUAUAAGUUGCUGCAACAAGUUGGAGAAUCGAGAGAUGCGGUGCAAUAAGGAUUUUCACCAAGGGAAAUUCGGCAACCCCAGAGCUAAAAGAAAUGGAAACAAGUGUUGGCUCAUUGUAUGUAGGGGAAGGCAUCAACUCCUUCAUAAAGAUCAAAGAAUAGGAAGUCAAAGGAGACCACUGAUAUCGAAGAAAAAAAAAACAUAUUCGACGGCAGCGUUCGUCGGAAAUCCGUCAAAUUGUUUACAGACGGAUUUUAUGAUAGACUACCGUGGAAUAUUCCAUCCGAAAAUCACCGGCGGAAAGGGUUUGACGAGGUUUGACCUGGUUUAA
This is a messenger RNA of Lactuca virosa, 5358 nucleotides long. The record is from the annotation of a GenBank genome assembly. Lineage: Eukaryota; Viridiplantae; Streptophyta; Magnoliopsida; Asterales; Asteraceae.